Protomyces lactucae-debilis is the source of this 432-nucleotide messenger RNA. RefSeq names its product Mss4-like protein. NCBI's taxonomy places the organism in Eukaryota, Fungi, Ascomycota, Taphrinomycetes, Taphrinales, Protomycetaceae. Gene Ontology annotation, molecular function: peptide-methionine (R)-S-oxide reductase activity. The transcript has a single exon. Gene Ontology annotation, cellular component: cytoplasm. The coding region runs from base 1 to 432 and encodes 143 amino acids. Gene Ontology annotation, biological process: response to oxidative stress; protein repair. The record is from RefSeq and is a predicted model, not a curated record.
AUGGGCACCUGCCUCAGUGCUCCACUCAAUAACCCAAAUCUCCCUCCAGAAGCUCAUAAAGUCCUUGUCCAGCAUCAGACAGAGCCACCAGGCACCUAUGCUCUACUCCCUGCCUUCACACAGCGUACUCACCAACGCCGCUCCUACCUCUGUGCAAACUGCCACGCGUUACUCUUCUCUGAGCAAGACCGCUUCAGUUCCGGGUCAGGCUGGCCAGCUUUCUACAGGCCAACCGAUGCGAAUCAAGUCGAGGUGACAUGGGACUUGCGAUGCUGGGAGGCCGGUGCUUUUGUUGGUGCGAGACGUGCAGCACGGUGCAAGAAUUGCCGCGGUCAUCUCGGUCAUGUCUUUGCACUAGCAGGCGGAUCGAACAAUCAGCAGCACUACUGCAUCAACGCCCAUGCAUUACAUGUUGAGACUGCAUGCCAAUAA